Raphanus sativus (radish) is the source of this 544-nucleotide messenger RNA. RefSeq lists its product as uncharacterized. The transcript has 4 exons. The record is from RefSeq and is a predicted model, not a curated record. The coding region runs from base 70 to 528 and encodes 152 amino acids. NCBI's taxonomy places the organism in Eukaryota, Viridiplantae, Streptophyta, Magnoliopsida, Brassicales, Brassicaceae.
UCCUGUGUAGGUUUCAAUGCAACUAACUCUCGGUUCAGACUAACUGCUUCGCGACUCACACAAGUCCGCAUGAUCGAUCCUCUGAACAAUCGGCUUUUCAUGGACUUCAAGAACAUCCAUGCAAUCCCUCACAUGUCCCACAAGGAACGAAACUAUCCCAUAGAUACAAUUGGAGUGGUCUUCAAUACGGAAGCCCGUUUCGAUGACCCUGCAAGACCAAGGAUGAUUUUUUACAUAAGGGACAACAUUGACAGCCAGAUUAAAUGUGUGGCAACUGGCAAGCAGGCCUAUGCCUUCCGGGAUGGUCUUGAAAAUGUGGAAGGUGGACAGGUGAUUGUGGCCCUUAAGAUGUGGAAGGUCUGCAAGAGUUGGAAUUUAUUUGAGGCUCCUGAUCUAUGGCUUCAGACCGAAGGUGGACUUUCAGACUUCAGGUUCAAUCCGCGUUUGACCGAGGUUGAGGACUUCAGGCAGUCUCUACUGAACAGCGACCCUUAUGUUCAAAAAUAUGGGAUUGAAGGUCUUGUGUAAAUUGUUGUUUCAACUU